Amphibalanus amphitrite is the source of this 2535-nucleotide messenger RNA. RefSeq lists its product as uncharacterized. The transcript has a single exon. Lineage: Eukaryota; Metazoa; Arthropoda; Thecostraca; Balanomorpha; Balanidae. Gene Ontology annotation, molecular function: RNA-DNA hybrid ribonuclease activity; nucleic acid binding. The coding region runs from base 1 to 2535 and encodes 844 amino acids. The record is from RefSeq and is a predicted model, not a curated record.
AUGAAGGAGAUGGAAGCCCAGAUCCGGGUGCUGAAGUCCAGGAAAGCGCCCGGCCCGGACCAGGUGUGCACCGAGCACCUGCGGCAUCUCGGCCCCACAGCCAAGGCCGUACUGCUGCGCCUGAUAAACCAGACCUGGGCAGACGCCACCAUACCAAGCGCGUGGCGGAGGGCCACCAUCAUCCCGAUUCUGAAGACCGGCAAGAACCCACAGUCCGUGACGUCAUACCGCCCGAUAGCCCUCACCAGCCACGUGGCAAAACUGGCAGAACGGAUGGUCGGCGCUCGACUCAGCCAGAUCGCCGAAGCGAGGAACCUGAUUCCUGCCGAACAGGUGGGCUUCCGGCGCGGAAGAUCGGUGGAGGAGAACCUCGGCCGCCUUGUGCAGACCGUACAGGACGGCUGGAACCGACCCCGCCCCGCCGGUCGCCCUACCGAGGGGAAGACGGCGGAGAAGUUCGCGCUGGUAGCGUACGACUUCAGUAGAGCCUAUGACAAGAUCGACCACCGCAUGCUACAACUUAAACUGCUUCGUCUCCAGCUCCCACUAUGCAUGGUAAACUGGAUCUUCCAGUUCCUCCGUGACCGACGCGCCAGGGUGGAAGUGAACGGCUGCCUCAGCGAGGAGCGCCCCUUCAGAGCGGGCCUCCCUCAGGGUUCGGUCCUGGCACCGACCCUGUACACCCUGUGGUCGGCCGACCUGGUGAGCGACCUGAGGAGCGUCCCGGGUACCAGCGUAUUCAUGUACGCCGACGAUACCGCCACACUGAGCGGUAGCUGCCGGAUGGAGACGGCAAGAGAACGAGCCCAGAUCGCAGCUGACACGAUGGUCAGGUGGGCCAACAGGUGGAAGAUGGUGAUCGCCGGGGAGAAGACCCAGGCCCUGGUCCUCUCCCAGUGGUCCCAUGACGCCAAGGACUUCCAGAUCAAGGUGGCCGGAACAUCGGUCAAAGGAUCCCCGCACCUGAGACUCCUAGGAGUCACCUUCGACAGACUCCUCCACUUCGGGGAACACUGCAAGAACCUGCGCCGGAAAGUGAAGCCCAGGACGGCUCAGCUGAGGAAGCUGACCGGUCGCAGCUGGGGCCUCCAGGAGGCGCAACUACGGACCGUUGCCAACGGGUACGUUCGGGGCGCCCUGGAGUACGCGGCAGCAGCGUGGCUCCCGGCGGUGUCUGAAGCUCACGUCGAGCUGAUCGAGCGGGAGCUGCGAGCGGCGGCCCGUGCGGUCACUGGCUGCACGGCCUCGACCCCGACCGCGCCGCUGAUGGCUGAGGCCGGCAUCCCGCCGGCGCGAGUACGAUGCCCGGCGCUGGCCGCCCGCAUGGUGGGCCUGGCCGCCUCGCUGCCCGGCGACGACCCGCUCCACGCCGUCGGGGACAUGCACGUCGCGCCCCGCCUGAGGACGACCACCGGAUGGCGUGACGUCGGCCACCGCGCCCUGGCUUGGACAGGCGCGGCCGACGUCAAAGUGGAAGGACGCCCUACAAAGACUAUCCCACCGUGGGACCACCAUGGAGAAGCCGUGACGUUCUGCCUGGACGUCGGCCCCGGCGGCCAGAGAGCGGCCCCUGCGCACAUACGGAGGGGAGCGGCAGAGGCCACAUUGGAACAUCUGCCGCCCCGCGCCACCUGGAUAUGGUCGGACGGCUCGGCGGAGGGAGGCGUCUCCCAAGGCGGGGGCGGUGCCACCAUCACCUUCCCGUCGGGAGAGACUCGGGAGGUCCGAGUCUCAGCGGGCCAGCUCUGCUCCAGUACGCGGGCAGAGCUGUGUGCCCUGAAGGCGGCCCUGAACGCCAUCCGAGACGCCGACGCCGACAUCGCAGACGACCCAAUAGUCAUCUGCACCGACUCCCAGGCCGCCCUGAGGAUGCUGGAGAGCGGCGCCCCCUCCCAGACGACUCACCUAGGGAUCUCCAUCUGGGAGGACCUACUCGCUCUCUCCAGCCGAGGGUCACCGAUCCGCCUCCAGUGGGUCCCGGCGCACUGCGGCCUGCGGGAAAAUGAGAGGGCCGAUGAGCUGGCCAAGGAGGCCUCCGGCCUACCCCAGGAGGCAGCAGCAACAGACGUGAGGACGCUAACGAAGGCCGUCGCACGCUGCGCCUCCCACCGCUGGCGGCAGGAAUGGCCGUCCAGCUUCUUCAAGGACAUCAUGCGGGACCGUAUGCCGGCUCCGCUCAACAACCUCGACCGGGAUGCCGCCGUCAACGUCCACCAGCUGCGGGCCGGGCACUGGGGUCGCUCGGAGCAGUAUCUGCACCGUAUCGGGCGGCGCCCCAUCCCGACCUGCCAGCAGUGCAACCUCAAGGCGUGCCCCGCAGCCCGCUGCAUCGUGUGCAGAGAGGGUGCCGACACUCCGGAGCAUGUGUUGCUCAGGUGCCCGUGCCUGGCCGGCGCCCGCCUGCGACUGACGGGCAACAUCCACAUCCGACCAGAGCAGCUGAAGGACGGCGAGCUGGUGGCGGCCUUGGCCGCCGGCUACCUCCGCCACAAGGAGCCCCUCACGGGGUUACAGGCCGGCCCCAGCCGGCCCUGA